Molecule: messenger RNA, 2946 nt
Organism: Eublepharis macularius
Lineage: Eukaryota; Metazoa; Chordata; Lepidosauria; Squamata; Eublepharidae
Gene: CCDC198
Product: coiled-coil domain containing 198
Exons: 6
Coding region: 250-1176 (308 amino acids)
Source: RefSeq, a predicted model, not a curated record
AUCAACAUUGAAGGUACUUGGUAGGUUGUGUUCCGUAGGCAAAUCAGAGCUGAUGUUUUUUCUUUCCAAGGGCCUUGAAUUUCCCACAUGCUUUAAAGCUACUUUCAGUAGCCUCAUGGCCCUUGCCAGGUUUUCUGUAAGGGUUCCACCUCGGGAACUGUUCUCAGCUCAACCUUGUUUUGACUAAAUUAGCAGCUCGAAGACUGGAACGCCGUUUCUUGCAAGAGUGACUCACCGGAUCCAAGAAAGAUGGGCUUGAGUCACUCGAAGACUCAUGGCCAAGUGACCAAAGUCGCCCCGAUGCCCACCAAAGAGGGGGCACCCAGUCCUCCAGGCUGUGUUUCUGUAUUUGGAUUCCAGAGUCCUUCGACGGAGAGGAGUUCCAGCUCCUUUGCUUCCCUGACAGAGAGAAACCCGCUCUCGGAGAGGCAUCUUCCACCCUUGCGGGAAAACUGGUUUGCAAGAUAUCCUUCAGUACCUGGACCUUUUUCACUGGAUCUCAAGACCGAAGAAGGAGAACCAAGUAUCAUUAAACAGCAUCCUCCUCGCAGACCUCAAAAGUUGGAACCUCUCAUUCUUUCAAAAGAUGUCCCUUCGGACAAGUUUUUGAGACAGCGGUCUGGGGCGGCUGCUUAUACACCAAAGGAGCUAGAGAAGAGGGGGCCAGCUGUUCUGCACCCCACGGGAAGAAGACGGCAGCACCUUCACAAGAUGAAGAUACUGGAAAUGCGCCAAGAGGCAGAACAGAAGAGGCAGCUGCGCCAGGAGGCCACGCUCGGCAGGCCAAACAAGAGGGGCUUCAAAGUCCGGCAGAAGCUUAGCCGCGUGCCGCAAAACGACAGCUCUGACGAGGACGACCUGUUUGCCAUGGAACAUGACGGACAUCUUGGUGAUCCUUGGGCUGGGCAAUUACUUAAGGGGCACAGAUUCCCCGAAACCCAUCGGGGCCCGAUCAGUAAAGUGGAGUCGUGGUUGCUGAACCAGCAGGCAAGGAAAGAAUCAUUUUGGGAUGCUUCCAGCACUGACUCGGAUAGCUGGAAAGAAUCGGACGAGGGGAAGGUUUCCCGGAAACCAGCCUUGGUGAGAACCAAGACGGAGAGGAUCCAAUUCUUCGAUGAGUUCUUCGACCAGGAGUACCCAUCUACAGCCACCAGAACGAGGCCAUCUUGGUGGUGAGUUUGGAGAAAGCCACCCACUCUCAGAUCUUGGUUCUGCUACUGUCCAGGCAUUGCUGAAGACCGAUAUAAGCCAAACUCCACAAUUUUGCUGCAGAUAUCAGCCCCAACCAGGGAGGAAUCUCUAAUGGCCCAUAUGAAGAUGCCCUGUACUGAGUCAGAUAACCGAUAUAUGAAGCCCGGUCUUACCUAUUCUGAUUGACACUACUUUUCUCAGCACUGCAGCUUUCAUCCUUUGGCCGAAGAGAAUGAGGAUUUCACAGGGGCUUUUUAGUGCUUUUGCCCCCAGCCCAAGCUCACUGCAGCCACCUGAACAUUCAAACCACAGAAUCAUUGGAAGGGGAUGCAGGGCAUUAUGCUUUGGAGGCUGUGGUGCCUUCUUGAAACAGGGCAUGGUCUUCCUUAUGCAUAGAAUCCUACUAUAUAAAAGGCUAAGCGUGUUCCAUACGACUCACUUCCUACUCUGGUGCACCACCAGAGGGCGCUGCCGUGGAGGGAAGACCAGGCAAGGCAACUCGUCCCUCCAGAGAGCACUUCAUGGUGGGAAGCCCAGGCCAGGAUCAGGCACGGAGAAGGUGGCAAUGCCAGCCCCCCGCCUUUAUGCAGCUGGGAUCAGGAGCGGAGCAGGUGGCAAUGCCCGCCCUCCUUCACUCAUCUAGGAAUGGGCGCAGAGCAGGUGGCAAUGCCUGACUCUCCUUCAACCCCAUGGAAUCAGACGUGCAGAGGGUGGCAAUGCCCGCCCCCCCCUUCACCAGGACAGAAUCAGGUGCAGAGCAGGAGGCAAUGUCCAACCCCUCUUCACCCAGCCGGGAUCUGGAGUGGAGCAGGCGGCAGUGCCCAUCCCCUGCCUUCACCCUGCUGGAACCAGACACAGAACAGGAGGCAACGCCCACUCCCCCUUCACUGGCUGGGAUUAGGAGUGCAGCAUGAGGUAAUGCCCACCCACCCCCUUCACCCGGCCGGGAUCAGUCACAGAGGAGAAGGCAAUGCCCACUUGCCCGCCCUCCCCUUUCUAGAGCUCGUUGUAUUUUUCCCCAAAACGAGCUUUGUUACUAGUCAAGAUAUAAGACUUGAAAGCAGGGCUCUCCAACAAGGCCCUGAGCCUGCUGCUGUGGGGAGGGAGGAAUAUAAAUCGAAUAUAAAUAAAUUUUAAAAACCCUGAUGCCCUCCAGUACUUCCCUUGGCACCCUCUGAGUUUUUCAGAAAUUGGGCAGGGCCACUGUAAGGCACUGCUUGUUCUUGGGCUGUCCUCAGUGCAAAAGUGUGCCACUGGAGGAGCAGGAAGACAGGCAAGCAUCUGAGUUUUCCUUGUCCAGCGUGUACUUUCAUCCGCUCUGUAGGCUUUCCUUCUUCCCAGGAGGUGUGAAGAGGGAAGUAUUCAAUUUGGAUCCCCCUUCUGUGGCAGCUAUUUUCAGCUGGCGCUCACCACCCAAAGGUACUCACAGGCUCCCCCCCAAAAAAGUUUGGGCUCCCUGUUCUAAAGCUAUGGGUUGGAUUUUUUGGUGAUUUCCCUGGGACAGGGGCCCUUCCGCUGAUUCAGGGGGGCUGUUCUGCUAGUGGAUCUUGGCAUCGGACAACUUCUUGCACUAGAAGAAAAUGGUGUUAUUAGCAAAAACUGACCUGCAGGAUUCAACCCUACGAUGCUAUGAAUUGGGAAUGACCAUCACAGCUACAUAUCUGAAACUAUCUACUUAGGAAUGUGCGUAAGACAGAGCAAGAGGAGUAGCUGUGUAAGUCUGUCUGCAGCUGUAGAAAAGAGCAAGAGUCCAGU